UUUGUGAGGAGUAAUGGGCCGAUAAAUAAUUGGCUUUUAACCUAGGAAAUGUUGCGUUGCAAAGGUAAAUAUUGAUAAAAGGAAGAUGAAGCCAUUUAGUAUUGGAAGCAUUAGAUUUUAAAUGCAUUCAAGAGAGUACAGCCCCGACAAAGUUCAUUAUAAAGUUGAUAUUUGUAAUUUAUAUAUAUUUAACUAUUAUGAAUAAGUCACAUAAUGCCUAUUUGCUCAAAUACGUUAGCUUGGUUACGCUAACAUUGCAAAAUGCUCUUGUUGGCCUUAGUAUGAGAUACGCUCGCACCAGGGCAGGAGAUAUGUUCCUGUCCUCGACAGCCGUAUUGAUGGCAGAAGUUGUGAAAUUGAUAACUUGUCUAUUUAUAGUAUUUAUCGAAGAAGGUAGUUUUUCCAAAUUUGUCUAUGCCUUUGAUACGACGAUUAUCAAGCAACCUAAGGAUACUCUUAAAGUCUGUAUGCCAUCCUUACUUUACGUUAUUCAAAAUAAUUUAUUAUAUUUGUCUGCAUCGAAUUUGGACGCAGCUACGUAUCAGGUAACAUAUCAAUUAAAGAUACUGACAACGGCAUUUUUUGCAGUUGUGAUAUUAAAAAGAUCGCUACUCAGAAUUCAGUGGGGUGCUCUAUUAAUAUUGCUCGCUGGCGUUAUAUUGGUGCAGUUGGCUCAUAGUGAGAAUAAAGCCGUACCAUCUGGUAUGGAUCAGAAUCGGUUGGUGGGAUUUAGCGCGGCUCUCGCUGCUUGCUUUCUCUCUGGAUUUGCAGGAAUCUACUUUGAAAAGAUUCUUAAAGGAUCGCAGAUUUCUAUAUGGAUGAGAAACGUACAGUUGAGCUUUCUGUCGUUGCCAAUUGGAUUCUUGACGUGUCAUUUGAACGAUGGAAACGUCAUAGAAAAUCAAGGAUUUUUCUUUGGUUACGACUGGUUUGUAGUGUAUCUAGUUAUAUUACAAGCAUGCGGUGGAUUAAUCGUCGCAAUGGUUGUUAAACACGCGGAUAACAUUUUGAAGGGCUUUGCAACUUCGCUCGCUAUAGUAAUUUCAUGCAUCGCAUCUAUAUAUUUAUUCGACUUUCAAUUGACAUUUCAAUUCAGUAUUGGUGCAAUAUUUGUUAUUUGCUCUAUUUUUAUGUACAGUCAUCAGCCUAAGACUGCGUGUUUAAAUAAGCAUUUAAAUUCCGAUAAAGUGUAGGGGAAAAGGUUAUUUGAAAAUAGCUAAUUUGCAAGCGAGUAUAGUCGAUUGUAUGACAGAUACAAUGGACUGUCAUGAUAUUAUGAAGAGAGAGAGAGAGAGA
Messenger RNA from Ceratosolen solmsi marchali, 1296 nucleotides. RefSeq names its product UDP-galactose transporter (gene Ugalt). Gene Ontology annotation, molecular function: pyrimidine nucleotide-sugar transmembrane transporter activity. NCBI's taxonomy places the organism in Eukaryota, Metazoa, Arthropoda, Insecta, Hymenoptera, Agaonidae. The record is from RefSeq and is a predicted model, not a curated record. Gene Ontology annotation, biological process: pyrimidine nucleotide-sugar transmembrane transport. Bases 198 to 1193 code for a protein of 331 amino acids. The transcript is spliced from 4 exons. Gene Ontology annotation, cellular component: Golgi membrane.